This is a messenger RNA of Colletotrichum phormii, 2339 nucleotides long. RefSeq names its product alpha-L-rhamnosidase. The coding region runs from base 113 to 2218 and encodes 701 amino acids. NCBI's taxonomy places the organism in Eukaryota, Fungi, Ascomycota, Sordariomycetes, Glomerellales, Glomerellaceae. The record is from RefSeq and is a predicted model, not a curated record. Gene Ontology annotation, biological process: carbohydrate metabolic process. The transcript has 2 exons.
CACUUUCUUAUGAUGUCGUUGAAAUACAGAAAACCACACAAACCCGCCGCCAUCUAGAUAACAUCACAAUGGCACACUUACCUCCUCAAACCCCCACCCCCCAUUGCCCACAAUGGCCCCCAUGAUGGCACGCCUCAUCCGCCUUGCCCUCCUCCUCCUCUCUUCACCCGCGCUCCUAGCCUCAACGGCCAGCACCACGGACCCGGACCCAACAAGACCAUGGGAGGCCUACAUUAAAAGCCCCUGCACCCGGACCGUCCCCCCUCAACGGAUCCACGCCGUCUCCGGGCCCGCGGACGUGACGACCUCCGCAGAUGACGGGAGCUUCAUCCUCACCCUCCAACCGGGAGGCCAAGUCUCCCUCGACUUUGGCUACGUCGGCGGCCUCCUCUCCAUGAUGACAGAAUCACAAGACGACUCCCUCUCGUCCACUAACUCGUCAGAACCGCACUUCUCCCUCGCCUUCGCCGAAUCCCCCUCCUUCGUCCGCGCAAUCUCAGACGACACGGGCGCAACACCCUCCCAAGACUACGACAAAGCCCUCAACGUCACAAUCCCCCUCUCCUCCUCUACCCCCUACGCCGCCACCAUGCCCGCAGAACGUUUCCGCGGCGGCUUCAAAUACCUAACCCUCCACGCCUUCCACCCCGUCACCAUAACCUCCAUCCUCUGCCACCUAGCCUACUCCCCCUCCCAGCCCAACCCCUCCCUCUGGCAAGGCCACUUCCACGCCCCCUCCGACCCCCUCCUAACACGCAUCUGGCACGCCGGCGUCUUCACGGCCCAAACAAACAUCGCGCCCCCCAACACGUCCCGCUGGCUGCCGCAAGUUAAACCAGGCUGGGCCUACAACGCGACCCUCGGCGUCGAGGGACCCAUGCUCCUCGACGGCGCGAAGCGAGACCGCGCGGUGUGGCCUGGCGAUUUGGGUAUCGCGGGGACGACGGCGUAUCUAGGUCUCGGGGAUGUCGGUUUGGAAUCGGUGUACUUCGCGCUGGAGACGAUGUUUCUCUAUCAGAAUGCCUCGACGGGGCAGUUACCCUUUGCGGGACCGACAACGGGGUCCUGGAGGCGCGGAGCGAAGAGCGAUACGUAUCACGCAUGGACGUUGAUCGCGUGCUUCAACUACGCAAUCUUCACCCGCGACGAGGCCUGGGUUGCAGACCACUGGGCAAACAUCACAGCCGGCGUAGACUACAUCCUCCGCGCCCUCGAAGCCAGCGGCAGCGUAGGCCUCGCAGAGCAAGUCGAGACAAACGACUGGGCGCGCCUCGGCGGCGGGGGAUACAACAGCGCCCUCAACGCACUAAACUACCACGCCCUCUUCUCCCUCGCAAGCCUAGCCGCCGACACGACGACAGACUCCAACGGCCGCGCAGAUCAAGCAGCAACAUGGGCCGCCGCGGCAGCGAAGCUAAAGACGGCGUACAACGAUGUGUUGUGGGAUGCCUCCGCCUCGCAGUACCGCGAUAACGAGACCGCGGCGGGAGCACUCCUCUUCCCGCAAGACGGCAAUGCGCUGGCUUUGCAGUAUAACCUCACCACAUCUCCCACUCAAGCCUCCUCCGUCUCCGCGGCGCUGCUACGGAAUUGGAACGCCAUCGGGCCCGUGACGCCCGAGUUACCGGAUACAAUCUCCCCCUUUAUUUCUUCCAUCGAAGUCCUCGCACAUUUCACCGCGCGGAAACCCCGUCGCGGGUUACGACUGAUACGCCGGACAUGGGGCUACAUGCUCGACUCCCCACUCAUGACGGGAACCACGCUCGUGGAGGGGAUGAGCGCCAACGGAUCGUUGUAUUACCGCUCUCAACGGGGGUAUAACUACGACGCGGCGUAUACUUCCCACUCGCACAGCUGGUCUACGGGGCCGACGCAAGCUCUAAGCUUCAAGGUUGUCGGGCUUGAGGUUGUUGGGUGGGGACGGUGGCGGCUCGAGCCGCAGAUGGGGGAUCUGAAGAGGGCUGAGACGGGGUGGAGGGAUGGGAAGGGGGGUGAGUACGGGGCUGUUGUUGUGGUUGAGGGUGGUGGUGAUGAUGGUGGGCAGGGCAAAGAAGGGGUGCUGGAGGCGGAGAUUCUGACGCCUGAUGGGACUGAGGGGUCCCUUGAGAUCCCGUAUUGUGAGGUUCUGUUCGUGGAUGGGCAGAAGUGGGAUGGUGGUACGCUUCAAGGAGGGGGACGGACAAAAAUCAGGGGCGAGGGAUGUCGAGCCAGUUGUUGAAGAGAACUGCGCCGUGAGCGGUAACAAGCACUUUUCCGGUGUGUGACAUCCGUGAAUCGGAAAAAAAAGGAGCUGAUUUCGACUUGAGAUCCAAAAAGAAUGCCCCCUCACGGGAUUGAAC